This is a messenger RNA of Colletotrichum gloeosporioides, 468 nucleotides long. Its product is annotated as Thioredoxin. The record is from RefSeq and is a predicted model, not a curated record. The transcript has 3 exons. Bases 1 to 468 code for a protein of 155 amino acids. Lineage: Eukaryota; Fungi; Ascomycota; Sordariomycetes; Glomerellales; Glomerellaceae.
AUGUCUUUCAGACUCUUCCGUCCAGUUCAACGCAUCGCGAAAACCUCACUACCUUUCACCUACCGAAACUUCCACGCCUCUUCGCCCAACAUGGUUGUCCACAACGUCAAGAGCAAGGAGGAGUUCAACGCCAAGCUCGCAAACACGGAGGAGACCCCGCUCAUCAUCCUCGACGCUUUCGCUACCUGGUGCGGUCCUUGCAAGGCCAUCGCCCCUAUUCUGGCCAACCUGUCCAACACCAAGGAGGCUGAGGGCCUUCACUUCGUCAAGAUUGACGUCGACGAGGUUCCCGACCUGAGCCAGGACCUUGGCAUCCGCGCCAUGCCUACCUUCCUUAUCUUCAAGAACGGCGAGAAGGUCGACGAGGUCGUUGGUGCCAACCCCAAUGCCCUCACCGCUGCUGUCAAGAAGUACGCUGCCGAGUUCCCUCCCAAGGUGACCACCUCGGAGGAGACCAAGGCCGAGUAA